Messenger RNA from Zonotrichia albicollis (white-throated sparrow), 4054 nucleotides. RefSeq names its product septin 3 (gene SEPTIN3). NCBI's taxonomy places the organism in Eukaryota, Metazoa, Chordata, Aves, Passeriformes, Passerellidae. The record is from RefSeq and is a predicted model, not a curated record. Gene Ontology annotation, molecular function: GTP binding.
CUGCCUCUGCGCCUUAGGCUGACAGCCAGCAAUCGUGGUGCUGGAGGAGAAAAGGUUUCUCUCACCUUCACAGCAAAGCUGAAGGGCAAAUCGCUUUCGAUGAACCAAAACAUUCUCAAUUUCCUCCCUCUGGGAAAGCAGAAGGAGAUUUUGCAAUCCCCUGAUCCUACGAAAUACCUAGGGGCAAAGAGCGCCCUUUCUCAGCCCCGCCGUAGGUCACAUGACGAUGGCAGCAGGAGCAGCACCAGCAUCCCCGCUCUGCUGAAAUAGCCACUGGAGAAGGAAGGGAAGGAGAGAGGGGGGGACAAGAGGACACAGGGAAGAAAGACAAAGGUAAAAGCAAGUGGAGCUUUGUCGCCCACCGUGCUGCUUCAUCAGCGUCAGGCUAGAAAAGUGGGGGGAGACCCACCCCCUUGGGAGAGGAUUCGGAGACAAAGGAAGCUUCAUGUUCAAAGGACCAGUGGACAGCAAAAACGAAGCAGCCAUGUCUGAGCUGGUGCCAGAGCCACGACAAAAGCCAGUCGUACCAAUGAAGCCCAUGGGCAUCAACACCAGCUUGCUGGGCUACAUCGGUAUCGACACCAUCAUUGAGCAGAUGCGCAAGAAAACCAUGAAGACAGGUUUCGACUUCAACAUCAUGGUUGUAGGUCAGAGUGGACUGGGAAAGUCAACGCUGGUAAACACCCUCUUCAAAUCCCAGGUGAGCCGCAAAUCUUCAGGCUGGAACCGGGAGGAGAAGAUCCCCAAGACAGUGGAGAUCAAAGCCAUUGGGCACGUCAUUGAAGAAGGUGGUGUCAAAAUGAAGCUGACAGUGAUUGACACACCAGGAUUUGGAGACCAGAUCAACAAUGAGAACUGCUGGGAGCCUAUUGAGAAAUACAUCAACGAGCAAUAUGAAAAGUUUUUGAAAGAGGAGGUGAAUAUUGCAAGGAAGAAACGAAUUCCAGACACGCGCGUGCACUGCUGCCUCUACUUCAUCUCCCCUACAGGGCACUCCUUGCGGCCUUUGGACCUGGAGUUCAUGAAACAUCUCAGCAAGGUAGUGAACAUCAUCCCAGUUAUUGCUAAGGCUGACACCAUGACCUUGGAGGAGAAGACUGAAUUCAAACAAAGAGUGCGCAAGGAACUAGAAGUAAAUGGGAUCGAGUUUUAUCCCCAGAAAGAAUUUGAUGAGGACUUGGAGGAUAAAACAGAGAACGACAAAAUCAGGCAGGAAAGCAUGCCCUUUGCAGUAGUGGGCAGUGACAAGGAGUACCAAGUGAAUGGCAAAAGAGUCCUGGGCAGGAAAACACCUUGGGGAAUCAUUGAAGUGGAAAACCUCAAUCACUGUGAAUUUGCCCUACUUCGAGAUUUUGUCAUCAGGACCCACCUUCAGGACCUAAAAGAAGUGACCCACAACAUCCACUAUGAGACCUACAGAGCCAAACGGCUGAAUGACAACGGAGGGCUGCCCCCCAUGGCUGUGGAGACAGAGGAAAACCACGAAAGUAAUCUGUGAAAGAGCCUCCCCCUCCAUGGUCACUGGUGACUCUGGCCAGACAACCCACCCCUGCUACUACCCCUGACUCAGCCACGGGCCUGUCUCUGCAGCACGUGGGAGUGAGAGGCUGCGAGUGUGAGUGUGUGCGGCGUGCGUGUGCCUCCCUGUGUGCCAGAUAGGGACAGGGCACCCCCCCAGCCCUCCCAGAGUAUCCCCAUCCUUGGUCUGUUUGUGCACAGUGCACUGUCCCCCAGCUUCCCUGCUCUCCUUCCUAUGUCUCAGCUGUGUAUCUUGUCUGGGGGAAAUAGUGGUGGGGGGGAAGGAUUUCUAGGGGUGUGGAUUUUGGAGGGGGGAAGUGUGGGGCAUGCUGUAGUCCUGUUUUUAUCACUUGGACACAAGGCAAGGAGAGACUCUGGGAGAGAUGGUGGAGUCAGUGCAUGCAUAUUUCAAGAGAUGUCAGCCGAGAUUUCUCUUGGAUCUUCCAUGGGUGUAAAGGCAGCUGGUUGGUCUGAGGGCAUGGUGGCCUGGCAAUUAAUCCCCUUUUCUUGCUGUGGCUUCCCAAGGGGAAAUGGCAGCUUGGAACAGGGUAGAUGAGAGAAGACUGGCACUGUUUUGUGGUUCAGAGCAAGUGACUGGUGGGAGGAGACAGAAUUAGUUCUUGGCCUGUAGCAUCUGUUUGAGAAGCGUCAAAGUACUUGGGGAAAAUGGAUAUAUUUUUCAAAAGACACAAAACCCGGGGGGAAAGAACGUGUUCCUGCUGCAGAGGGUGCAUUUGCCCUGCCCAGCAAGAAGGUCAAAGCCAUGCUUGUGUCACAGGCAUUCGACUCUGUGCAGAUCAGACCAAGCUGUGCUGGGGUCACGCCAGCUCAGGGAGUCACCCCAUGCCCCUGCUGCACUGGUCUCUCUCCAGCAGCACCGAGCACAUCCUGGCCAAACCCUUCCCACGGAUGGCCCCGCUGCUGUGUGAGCACAGGGAGGACAGUGCCACAGGGGGUCCCUGCUGGGACCUCCCCCAGGGACAGCUCCACUCGGCAUAGCACCUUGGGGAUCUUGGAGGAGUGCAAACAGCCGUGGAUUGAGAAGCACCGGGCCAGGGUGGGGCACAAGAGACACCUCUGCCCCAUUCUCCUCAUUGAAAUGGCUGCAUUUGCUACUGUAGCAGUGCUGUUCCUCUGCUCUCCUACUGCGCCAUGUCCUCCUCCAAUCCUGUGCUUUUGUCCUCAUUCCCUUUCAGCCCUCCGUAGCUUUCUUCCUUCUUUUCUUUCCUGUUUUUUAUCCUUUAAGUCUCUCCUUCAUUUUUCCAAGUACUUGAAUAUUUCUCUUCUCCAGGCUGUUUCCUCUUUCUCCCAAGCUCUCACACCUUCUUAACAAUGUGCUUUUGUGUCCUGUUGAGAAGCUGUUGUUUUACCUUUCCCUGGAGGGGAUGGGGAGGGAAGGUAAAGACCUGUGAGCAGAAAGAGGCACAGUCUGGGUGUCCCUGAGAGAGGUCAAAAGUGUCAGGGCUGUCUGGACAGAAGGAAGGAGGGGAGAGGACCAGAGAUGUCCUGAGGCUGGCAGUGUCUGCCUGUCUCUGCAUGUCCCAUGGCUGCCAGGGGCUGUCCCCUCCAGGAGAGUUGCCAGCCACACUUGGAAUGCCAUGGCCUGGCACCCAGCAAGGGGAAGAGCAGGGCUUGGGAUGGGGGUUGGAAAGGCGGGCACUGGAGGGAGGAGGAAGAAAACAGCAAAUGAGCAGCAGAGGAAGACUCAAGUCAAACUUGAUGUUGGUUGAUGGAGCUGUGUGGGUGCCGGGGCUGGCAAUGGGGCUCUCCAAGCCUUAGCAAAACUGUCAGGAGCAUGUGUCCAUUGUGUGGCUUUCUCUGGUGCUGUCACGGCAAAGCAAAGGUUCUCUUCACUCUCACUCCCACCUGUCCACACCAAUCAGCCAUUCUCAGCAGCACUGGGACGUGAGGGCCAUUCCUGCACUUCCACAUCCUUUCCCCACCCACGUUCACAGCUCCUGGUGUUCCUGUAUGCAGUGUGUGCGUGCAGCCUUGCACACCCUCCCCCUGCACCAGGCUCCUCGGUCCUGCAGGGAGCAGGAGCCUUGUCCCCGGUGCCAGCAGCCAUUCCAUGGACCCCUGCAGAGACCACCUGGCCAUGCUGCCACCCACACUGCCACACAGCCGGCCCUGCUCAGCCCAAGGACAUCAAAGACGUGAACCUCGUCAAAGACACUGCCAGGGCUCUGCUUCUUCACAGCACAGAAGCACGCAGCCACGUCUCAUCCCUUCACCCUGGGCUACAGAAUAGUAAUCUUUAUGACUUCUGGGCCCAGCCAGGGGUUAGGGCAGGGACACAAUGCUGCCCUGCCUAAAGAAACAAAGCAGACCCACGCAACAGAAGAGAGACUUUCCUUUGCCUGCAAUGUGGAUUUCAAGGACAAGGUUGUGUGUUUUGCCCUAUAGGUUUAGGAAUUUUUAUUUCUUUGUAAUAACGUGGUUUUUACACCCUGCUCUGUAAUUUCUUGUCGGAUCAUAGACUACUUUUAAAUGAUCUCUACAAGCUUGUGAGAAAAACAUGCUCAGGUACUCCUCA